Molecule: messenger RNA, 882 nt
Organism: Linnemannia hyalina
Lineage: Eukaryota; Fungi; Mortierellomycota; Mortierellomycetes; Mortierellales; Mortierellaceae
Source: the annotation of a GenBank genome assembly
AUGUCGGUCCUCUUUGGACGCAAGACGGCUGGAACUAAGCUCAGUACGAUCAACUAUGCGCGUGGCCUAGUCGUGUGGUUGUACAUCAUCUCGUGGACAUUCUCAUUGAUCGCCGCCAUGUUGGUCCAGACCAACAACUUUAACGCAAUCUCGUGCACCAUGUCCGUCUACAUGUGUAUUACCCUCUAUGCCAUCUCCAAGAUUAUCAUUUACCUCUUCCUCAUGGAGAAGGUCUAUGUCGUCACGGCCGUCGGAACCACCCGCGCCAACUUUAUGCUGUAUAGGGUAAACUUGGCGCUGCUUGUGCCUUACAUGGGAAUAUUUGGCCUGAUGAUUGUCUACCGCGUCUCUGAGGUGUCAGACAACGGCGAGUGCAAAAUCGGUCUCUUGCCACCUGCCUCAGUGACUCUGAUCAUCUACGAUAUCUUCAUCUCGAGUUGGCUGACUCUUCUCUUUAUUCGCCCAUUGAUGUCGUCGACUUCGCUCCUCCAAGGCCCUUCCAAGGGCAAGCUCCGCGAUGUGGCCCGUCGCACACUGAUGGGAUCUCUCAUGGCUCUUGUCCUCAGUACCGGAAACGUCUUCACCCUGGUGCUCUUCAAGGGUUAUGAACGCGGUCUCAUCUGUCUGGCCUCUUGUACUGUCGAUGUCACACUCAACGCAAUCACCGUCCAUUGGGUGACCUCUCGCGGUGGUGGACGAUCGGUCAACAACCUCAUUGAGAGGUCCUCGGGCGAUCGUCGGCAGCAGCCCCAGAGCUUCAUGACGCAGUCCGAGAAGCAGGUCGCUCCUCUUGACUCGCACGUCUCUGUCACCGUCGAGAGCUACGUAGAGCAGUACCACCAGCAAACAAGCGCCGGUUCCUCAAGCGCUCCUAGUUACUAA